Rhipicephalus sanguineus (brown dog tick) is the source of this 3651-nucleotide messenger RNA. RefSeq lists its product as uncharacterized. Lineage: Eukaryota; Metazoa; Arthropoda; Arachnida; Ixodida; Ixodidae. Gene Ontology annotation, molecular function: nucleic acid binding; aspartic-type endopeptidase activity. Gene Ontology annotation, biological process: proteolysis. The record is from RefSeq and is a predicted model, not a curated record.
AUGGCUACUGGAGGAAUGCAGGCCGCCAUCGAGCCUUUUAGCGGCAAGAACUGGUCAUCCUGGAUCCAGCGCCUGACCUUCUACUUCGUGGCGAACGACGUUUGCGACGAACGAAAGAAGCGCGCGCUCCUCCUGACGCUAUGUGGAGCCGACACCUUUGAAACUGCCUGCGCUCUGGUCGCGCCGAAGACUCCUGGAGAGGUGGGCUAUGCCGACAUAGUUGCCCUUCUGCAGAAGCACUUCGAUCCACGACCGUCUGAGUUGUACAGCCGGUACGUGUUCCAGCGACGCGAUCAGCGGCCGGAAGAGUCGAUCAGCAACUACGUUGCAGCCCUCAGAAGCUUGUCAGCUGACUGCAACUUCGGAGUGCCAGCGACAACGUCUGCUACAUCGACGCCACCGGCAGAAGGCCACGCAGCCGUUCUGGCGAACCCCACCAUGCUGCCCCAAGAUGUGAUGCUUCGCGACAGGUUCGUGUGCGGCAUCCGCGACGAGCAUCUGCAGCAGCGACUGUUCGCGGAGAAAGACUUGACUUUUCAACGCGCGUUGGACUUGGCACUGUCGUCCGAAAGUGCGUCGAAGCAGCAACGAGGACUUAAGGGAGCGACGAGCUCCGCGGAGGUGCACAAGACUUCACAGCCUAAAAAGGAAAGCAAACAUUCGGCUCAGCAACGGCGCUGCUACCGAUGCGACGGCUGGCACGGGGCUGACACCUGCAAAUUCAGUACAGCGCAAUGCCGUUUUUGUUCCAAAAAGGGCCACAUCGAGAACGCCUGCAUCUCCAGAAAGAAGAAAAACAAAGAAGGCAACCUCAACGCCCGGCAAGGAACUCACAUGGUUAACGCCCAACCUGUGUGCUACGACCUCGAGGACACCGAUUGGUGCUACGACCUACAUGCCGUGAGUGGGCGACAACCCUGCCCUAAAUUCCUCGUUGACGUGAAAGUCGAGGGAAGGCCCCUGAAAUUCGAAGUGGACACGGGCGCCGCAUGUUCUCUCAUCAGUGAGGCUACCUACCACCAAACGUGGCCAUCGAACGCCCCAAAGCUUUCGAGAGAACCCCUAGACUUACGCACCUGGUCAGGGGAAGAACUUGACACCGUCGGUUCGGCACAGGUUCGUGUGCGUUUCAAAUCAAAGGACUACGUGCUGCCCCUGCUGAUAAUGAAAGGGACUGGGUGCAACCUGCUCGGACGUGACUGGUUCUCAGCACUGAACAUCCGUGUUCACGGAAUAAACCAGGUCGCCGAACCAAGUCAAGAGAUCCAGGAGGUUCUCGCACGCCAUCCUGAUGUAUUUAAGGAAGGUAUCGACGGCUACGUGGGUCCAUUGGUUCACUUGGACUUAGAAGAAGGUGCCACACCCAAGUUUUGCAAAGAUGGAACAUUUCGCGUUUGUGGAGAUUACCGGAGCACUGUUAACGCGGUGGUCAAGAAGACGGCGUACCCACUGCCGACAACUGCGGAGGUGUUCGCGAAGUUGCGCGGUGGGACGACAUUUUCGACGCUAGACCUGUACCAGGCCUAUCAGCAGCUAAGAGUGGACGACGAGACAGCCGCAUUGCUCACCGUCAACACCACCAAAGGACUGUUCAAGAGGAAGCGCCGCCGCCGCAUGAUCUGCCCACAACGCCCGACUCCGAGCAUAGCGAAGCUGAGGCCGGGCUGGACACUUGUGCGACGCAAGCUCGCGAUGACCAACCCAGCGGGUCCGCGCAGCACCAAACUGCACCGAGGCCCCAACGUGAUCGGCGUCCACCUGACCGAUACGGUGACCCCGUCUAAGGGCGAUGACGAAGCGAUUCUUCGACAACUACAGACCCUUGGCGUCGGACAUCGUACGUAUGCAUACGUGCGAGACUUUCUCACCGACCGAAAAAUAAAACUGGGCGUCGGCACGGCAAAUUCCUGCAUCGUCUCUCCUGGCAACCGCGGCACACCACAAGGCUCCGUUCUGUCACCGCUGCUUUUUAACGUCGCACUGAUAGGACUACCUAAGCUCCUGGCUGACAUCCCCAACUUACACCACAGCCUGUAUACUGACGAUCUGACUCUUUGGAUCACGCAGGGCAGCGACGGCCAGAUCGAAGAGGCUCUCCAGACCGCCAUCGAUCGUGUCGGUAGGUACCUCGAUACAGUUGGCCUUAGCUGUUCGGCGACUAAGUCAGAGUACAUCAUCAUCCCGUCCCCAGGACGACGUGCACCAAAGGUACUUCCUGAGAUGAACCUCCAGGUCCAAGGUAACCCCAUCCCUCGAACGGAUCACAUCAGGAUUCUAGGCCUGCACUUACAGGCAAACGGCAGCAAUACUAUUUCGCUCCAACGCAUCGACCAGUCGGUUGUACAGAUCGGACGCCUUCUCAAGCGAGUCUCCAACAAACACCGAGGUAUGCGAGAGUCCAACCUCCUGCGCCUCGUCCAAGCCUUCAUCUGCUCCCGCAUCACCUACUCUGCACCUUACCUACGUCUCACCCGCGCCGAAAGCGAACGGCUAGAGACGACACUUCGUAAAGCAUACAAAACGGCCCUGAGUCUUCCCAUGUCCACAGCCACUCACACUCUCGGCAUCACCAACACAGUGAGCGAGCUGAUUGAAGAUACCCUCACCGCCCAAUAUGAGCGGCUGUCACUCACACACGCCGGCCGAGCGAUACUGCAGCAAAUUGGGAUCUCACCAACGAGGGCGGCCCCCAACUAUGCAGACCUCACACCAGAAUAUCGUCGAAGUCUCUGCAUCCCUCCCAUUCCCAAGCGGAUGCAUCCGGAACACCACGCCGAGAGACGGGCCGACCGGGCACGUCAGUUCGAGAAGCGCUUCAGCGGACGUCCGGACGUCACGUAUACGGACGCCUCUUACCACCCCUCGAAGCCAGCGAUGGUGGCGGUGGCCCGCGCCCCCUACCGUAGCUGGCACACAGCAUGCAGCAUUCGCAAAACAGAAACGGUCACCGCAGCAGAAGAGGUUGCCAUCGCGCUUGCGCUAGCUGACCCUACUACCAAAGUUGUCAUCAGUGACUCUCAACAAGCCAUCCGCAACUACGAUGCCGGCCGCAUCUGCCGCCAGGCAUUACACAUUAUAACUUCUGCUCCCCCCUCUUCUACAUCCCGUUUACUCCUUUGGGCUCCAGCCCACGAGUCGUUGAGCGGAAACGCCCAGGUGCACACACUCGCCCGAGAUCUUAGCUGCCGAGCCGAGUGUAGGGUUCACCGCGCCGCUUCCCCUGAUACAACUAUGCCGCGCGACUCACUACUCACCACUUAUACGGACAUCCUCCAGUAUUACCGACUCGGAAGAUGCGUAUACCCCCCUGCACACCACGAUCUAACAAGACGUGAGGCCGUCCAAUGGCGCAAACUACAGACAGGCAGCUUCCCACACCCCCUCUUAUACAGCAGAAUCUUUCCGGAACGGAUAGCGCCAAGGUGCAAACAUUGCUCAUAUCCGGCGACACUCACACAUAUGGUGUGGACGUGCACGCACUACAACACAGACAACACAAACACUCCAGAGUCGUGGGAGUCCCUCUUGCGUACCUCCGAGCCAGAAGACCAACGCCGGCUCAUCCAGCGCGCGGUGGAGGCUGCGGUAUCCCAAGGGAUCCCCGCCGACCUCCUCUGAAAUAGCGCAACCAGUCUUCGUACUGGUCCCCUC